This is a messenger RNA of Toxotes jaculatrix (banded archerfish), 5094 nucleotides long. RefSeq names its product proline rich 14 (gene prr14). The record is from RefSeq and is a predicted model, not a curated record. Lineage: Eukaryota; Metazoa; Chordata; Actinopteri; Toxotidae. The coding region runs from base 152 to 4003 and encodes 1283 amino acids. The transcript is spliced from 11 exons.
AGUCGCUGUAGGGCGCCGUCCGACAUGUCUUGUUUACGGUGAGGUCGGAAUACUACCCCGCGGUCCAGUUUAACGUUUCAGAAUAAACUUCCAUCCCAGAGAUUAUAAAAAGAAGGCCAGAGAAGGAGAAAGAAAGAGAGAGAGCAAGGGGAUGUUGAUUUGUCCCUCUGACUUGCUUCCUCAGAUAGUUUGUCCAAUGGAUGAAGAUGCUUUUCCCCCAAACCCUUUCUGUAGUGCACCUCCCCACAGUGAACCUCCACCACCUCUCCUCCCCCUUUCCUCCAUCACUCCGAGCCGUGCCAAUGAUGGAAUAUCUGGACACAGAAGGAGUGGUCGCAUUCAAGGGAUUAGAGCUCAAACAUCUAAAAGGCAGAGCAACACAGGCCGUGGAGCAAUUCAGAAACCAUCCAGACAGAAUCCGUCCCCCACCAAGAGACAAAGAGAGAGAGGAAGCAUGGUGCAGGUGUCACAGUCCAAGCAGCCGAAAGUUGAAAGCACACACGAGAAACAAAAUGAGGAUGGGUUUGAUUUUAGUUUUGCAGCGGAGCUCCAAAAUAAACAGGAGGAGCAGAAAAACCCCCAGGAGAAACCAAAUGUCUCUGCUGCAGAAAAUGUAGUGGAGCAGCUGGCCGACGAUACCACGCAGAAGCUUGAUGCUACUAAAUUUGACAUGGAUACAUGCGGGGAUUUGGAAAAUGCAUCUUCCUCCCCGAAGGGAUGGGUGAUCGGCCCGUUGUUUCAGUCAUUCAAGUCGAAGAUGGCCAGUUUCACAGAGAUCGUCAUGAGUCCUGUUAAACUCUUCAGAGCUAAUAGUCCUCCACUGUCCAUGGACCAUCCAGAAUGCGAGCUACUGGCCGACGGAGCAUAUGAUGUUGAGGCGAGCAACAUGUUUCAGCCAGUAGGACAACGUGAGAAUUGGAAUCAGGAGGCUGAAGCUGAUCAGCAGAGGAUUCGUGAUGUAGAAGAUUCGCAAAAUGCAAAAACCGGCGCUCUUAAAUAUUCUAAAAAAAUUGUGUUCGACGCGGAGUCGUCAACACACACCAACGAACAGGCAGAUGAAUGUGCAAUAACUCAGAAGGAAAACAGCUCACCUGAUUCUGUGCCUUUGCAAGACAGCCCCCCCUCCCCAGCACUGUUACGGCCCUCCGUCAAUUCAAGUGCCUCACAAGAAUCCAUGAUUUCCAGUGCAGCGGAGGAGCACGGCAAGGCUGUCCGGCUGAAACCACCGCCUAGAAAACGUACAGGAAAUAGAUCCGAAUCAAAGAAAGUUAUCUCUGAGCCUCUUACAUCUGAGGCCGGAAAGGAAGAAUCUGACCCAGAGGUCAGUGACGAGCAGCUUUCUCAGACGGACAAACGAACGAAUGAAGCCGACUCAGAUACUGACAAAACUCAGUUGUUAUCUUCUUCACUUUGUUACACAGACUGUCUUCAGCCUGAUGGUGAGGAUGAUGGGAAGAAAACUGAAAGUCGCAGCUUGGUUCGAGAAAACCUCUUGCAUAACGUAAAUGUUAAUGGAAGGACACUGAAGCCCACUUUGAUUAUUCAGCAGCUAAACCCUGACACUCAUUCAGCUGCAGGUCUUGGGAGAUCAAAGAGGGGGCUGAAACCAUCUGGUCAUUCCCAGGAACUGCCGAAGAGGAAAAAACUGACCGGAGAUGUAAGUACGGAGUAUCCAAAAAACCAAGAUUUACUAAACGUGGCUUCAGAUAGUGGCAUGUUGAGAGGGUUAGGACCACCAAGAGACGAUGAGGAAGCAUUGAAGCCUCUUAGGAAAAGAGAGGCUGUUUCAACAAGAGCGAAUAGGAAAGGAAAGGGUGGGCAAGAAAUGCUUCCUACGAUAAAUGAAGCAGUGUUUAACACACAGACUGAAAGUUCCCUUGAUGCUAUGUCAGUUAGCUCACUGGAUAAAAGCAGUGGUGCGAUAGAGAAUCACCAAAAGGGCAGCAGCAAGACGAAGCCGAGUGGUUCAUGCAAAAGACUUAAAACAAGAACAGGUCUCGGUAAACCUGAUGUAAACAUUGACAGUAUGGAUCUGGAAACCACGUUUGCAAUCACCUCUACCGAACAAGCCCAGCCAGAGCCGUUAUCAGAAGUUCUUGUCCGUCCUGACAGAAAGCAGCUCCAGAGCAAGUGUAGGAACACAAACAAGAUACCACUAAAAAGGAAAUCGCCAACCCACGCGAGUUCAGUGACAGACUCAGACAGCACUUUGGUUUCUACCUCAGCAGUACUAUCGAUGGAGCCAUUACAACUCACGCCCACAGAUCUGAAGACCUCUCCACCUGUUCAGAGAGAGGAGAGUCUGAAAACAGAGAUGAAGCAGCCGUCCAAGAGACUCAGAAAGGCUGUUAGAGGUUCUGUUAAAUCAAGUGGAGCCCAAGAGACAAAGCAGCGUGUCGAUAACCAUCAUCUGAUAACCAAAGAAAGUCAGUCUAUAGAAGGCAAAGGUAAAAUCUCAAUCGACCCGGUAUAUUUUGAAAUGACACCUUUUGAAAGUAAUCCCCAACCUGUUCAUUCAAUCUCCCAACCUAAUUUAGAGUGUUAUUUACUGAUAAAUAAUGAAUUUAAGCAAGUUGUAGAUGAGAAAGCAACGAGUGCUGCUCCUGAGGCAGGUGAGGCAUUUCCCUCUGACGCUGAAGCCAGUAAUCACAGCAGCGUCGGCGUCUCCAGGCUAAGGUCUAGUGCGAGACGAGUGAACGUUAAGCCAAGGAGAGCAGAUAACCAAAGGAGAAGGUGCAGAGUUUUGCAUAGUCGGACGAAUAAAGGUGAAGAGGUGACAAACUCGAUCACCAUGGAGGACUCAGAUUUGGCAACGUCGGGUACUCGCCCAUCAGAAAACGGCUUUUCAAGACGCCUGUUACGCAGCUACUCCUGUCCAGAGAUCCCCUCCCUCCGUCCCCAUGACACACCUUGGACUUCUUCUCUGCAUUCACCACAUCACUUCAGGACUCACACAUCACACCAGCACCAGUCUUCUCACACUCCUUUUGUCCCUCACGCCCACAAAUCCAUGCGGCGAGCUCGUCGGCACACAGUCUGCAGUGUGGAGGUGGAGAGGGAGAUCGCUCCUCUGUGUCUUCGUAAGGAGGUGUACCCAUCCAGAAGAUCUGUCCCGUACGACGGCUUCACCCAACACCUGUCUCCUACCCUCGCACUUUCUCCCAGCACUACCCUCUCAGCUCUGGCAUCCUGUUUCCUCUCAAGUCCCCUGGCUUUCCUUUCCAAGAAAUUAGACGGCAGAGGAGCUGCUGCCGGCCCCAGCACUUCCAGUCAUGGUUCCUCUCCCACCACCUCCUCUUUUCUGACAUCCCCAUUGUGCCCUUCCACAUGGCACCUUCCAGGAUUCCUCCAAAGAAAUGACUCCUCUUGUGGGGCGAUGAAUUCUAGUAGCAGUGGGAAUCCCUUGGAGUGUGGGACGGAGAGACGUGAGGAGGAGGAGGAGGAUGAUGGCGAAGACACAAGCUCAUCCAGUCAGGAGUAUGAAGAUGUUGGGUUGAGAGAGGAAAAGGCUCUGUCUGAUUCUGAAAUCAAGGUGGUGCAAAAACACGAGGAACGAGGGAAGGUGUCGUCCAUCAGAAUUCGGAAAACUUUACCCAAACCUCAGAACAACCUGACGCCCAUGGGCCUGCCCAAACCCGUCAGGCUGAAAAAGAAGGAGUUUAGCUUGGAAGAAAUUUACACCAAUAAGAAUUUCAGCAAACCCCCUGAAAGCCGACUGGAGACCAUCUUCGAGGUGCCCCUCAAUCGUCGGAAUGGUUCUGAGUCCUGGUUUGGCCAGAGACGCGUCAAGCGAUUCUUAGAGUUCCUGGAGGUCGGUGAGGCCAGAAAACCAAAGAAGCCGCUCGUUGGUGUUGGAAAGGCAGGUAUUUCAUCUUCCAGGACGAGACGAGGGGGCUUCUCUAAAGACGAACCGUCCCUCAGCGUGCAGGAUGUGGACUCGCUGCUCUGUGCCAAGCUCGAUCAGCUGAAUCUGUGGUUGAUAGAUGAUCAAACACACAGUUGACAGACGCCUCUUAAAUGGUGAUACUUUAGCAGCCAUUAAAAAAACACUGCAGCGCUGUUUAUGACUGUUUCUAAUGUAUUUUCAACAUGAAGAUUCACACGUGAGUGUUCCAGCUCUUUUUUUUUUUUCUGUCGGCACAAUCAGCGUGUUAAUGUUGUGGUGACAAAGUUACUAUUGAAGAAUUACCUUUUCAUUCUGUAGCAUUUGUAGCCAGCAAACUGAAGAACAAUACUUCAUAGCACCAUAAACGUAUUUUAGCCUAGAAGUUUUUCAUACACAUACUGCUUAAAUGCAUUGUACAGUCGCUUUAUUAUCAUUACAGCACUUAAACACCUGCUGUCCAUUUUUCCUGUCGCCCACUUUCAGUGAAACUGUCUGUGAACAAAAGUUUGCGUCCUUGAUUUAAACACUUGUACAGAAGCAUAUUUUCAGUUCACUUACCCCCAGAACAAAUAAGCACAGCCUCCCUGUAAGGGUGGGGGAAGGCAAUGUUUUGCUAAUCUAGUUCUAUUUAAAAACCAUAAUACAGAUUACACCUCAUUCCUGUUACACCGUCCGAUUUGAGAGGAAGCAGUGUGUGAUGGUGACCUUGCAGCAUCAUUGUAAGUUAUUUAUAAAGGCAGCUAUUUUUUAUUAAAUGCUGAAUAUAACUUUUAAACAUGCCAGCAAGAGAUUUGUGUUCGCUGCAACCAGUUUCACAACCAAGUUUCUGUCCAUGAAGUUGAUGUACAGUCGAGUGUGUCUGCAAACAGCUUGGGCCGUGUAAAUCAUUUUAUUCAGCUCAGGGCAAACCCUGUUAUCCAAUUAUUUGUGUUUGUCAUUUUGUGGCUGAAGACGUUUUUGUUGUACAAAGUGUAAAAUGGAAACGUACGGCACUCGAGAGCAGUUCUAAUCAAGAGUGUCCAGAUUCCACUGCCGGGUGUCUUUUUAAUGCCUGUGGUUCUCUCUGGAUUGUUCUGUGGUGUCUAUAUUUGUAUUGCAAAUGUAACUUCUUGAGAAACUACCUAUGAAUGUUUUGUUUUUGUUUUUGCCAAAUUUUAAUGAGGUUGCCUUAACUGUAAGAUUUUCUGUUUAAAUAGAUGUUUUCUAGG